UUUAAUAUCAACCGUUGAUUAAAAUGAAUCUAACAAACACAAAUUUAACCCUUUGUUUUAUCCUUUUUCCACUCUUUCUCUGUUUAGUCGUAUCUUUCAUCUUCUUCUUAUUCGGUAGAUUAUCCAACUAGGUUUAGCCAUCAGACUACUUUGGUGGCCAAUAUCCGUCGAAGGUACCCAUAACAAAAAACUAGGCGACCUAAAACGUCUCGUCACCGGUUUCUGUCCUUUUGGAGUCGACAAUUGCAGAUCUUGAGAGGGGAAGAGCGAGGAAGGAAGAUGAUGGUGCUUGGGGUGGAGAGGAGCCUGUCUCGUUUAUAUGACAGAUCUGAUAAUGAAGCCAAGAUUACAAAAAGGUAGCAGCUUUAAGCUAGACAACUAUUUCGAAAAGAAGAAGGCUGAAAGCUUAAGAAGAACAGAGCAAAGAGACGGUGAAGAAGAAGAAGUCACCGGAGCUGUCGUGACUAAAGUUCAAGGACAAAGAGAGACAGUUGGGUUGAGAUCGACUAUUUUUAGAAACUAUUUGGAUAGCUUGCGGUGUGAAAAGAAUCUGUGUGGAGGACGUUUGGCUGGAGGACCACUGACGGCGAAGUGGUUUGAAGUACUGGAGGAGGGAAAUAUAGCGAUUUGCUCUGAGUUAUGGGGUCAAGCAAUGAUGCAAAGAGGUAUCCAAGUAGGCUGUAUCGGGAUGGUAAAUUCCCACUGCAGAUCAGAAGCAUGCACCAUGAUUGUAGUUUGCCCAAUAUAGCUGGUUUGAAAGGCUACGUGGGUGAUGAGGUGUAUGACAAAAUAAGAAAGAAUUCGCAGCUGGGAGUGUUAUCGGAUCUAGCGGAAUCCAACUACUUGUUUUGUUGAAAUACCAUUUAUUAUCUAUUGUCCAAUCAAUUGUCAAUAGAUAUUCCAUCGGAGGUAUGGUUUUUGGUUGGAGGUAAGCCACUGAGGUUCUCUCUAUAUGAAUAUGAAGAAAUUAGUGGUUUGAACUGUGAGAAGAUUGAUGAAUCAGAGUGUGAAGUUGAUCAUACACCUUUAUGGGCAGCUUUAAAGCUGAAAGCUUUUAAUGGACCCCAACUGGGAGGAGCUAGUUGACGGUUUGAGAAGCUGUCGUGGGUGGUCUGAUGAAAUGAAGACGCAGAUUGUUCGGUUGUAUCUUGUUCAUGUUGGAGUGCUUGGUUUAUCAAGGAACAGUAGGAUACCUCUGUAAUACGCAAAAAGGGCGUUGAAUGAAGAAGCAUUUGAGAGUUUUCAAUGGGGUAGGGUUAGAUUCAAGAGUUUAGUUGAUUCCAUUAAAGUCCUUGGGUUACCUAACAAUGCUUAUACCCUCCAUGGAUGUAUUGCUGAUAUGGGCAUUUGAGAGCGUGAAGGUGUUGGGGGCUAGCUACGAGAAUGUAAGAGAAGGUGUAGAUUUGCCUCUGUUAAGGUGGAGAGGAGGGAGGCCAAGGAAGGAUAUUGAAGCCUUCAUAUCCGGGAGCAAACUCCUUAAUAAUGGGGAGCUUCAGGUGAAGCAUUUAGUACCUAAACCUUUGGAGUUCAUAUAUCCAGAUUGGCCAGGACAGUAUUCUGUGUAUGGUGUAGGGGAAGGUUUGAAGAAGAAACUGGAUAAUCUGCUGUUAGACGUGAUCAAUGGCGAAGUGGAUGAAAGAGAAUGGGAUUGUGUAAAAAAAAAGAAGGGGGAACAUACGAAGAAGAGGGAGAUGAGGCAACCUGUUGCAGGGGUAAGUGACGAUGAUUUCGUUGUAACAGCCCCAACCAGCAUCCGUAAUGUCCCCAAUAAUGCGAAGGAGCAGAAAGAAAGUGUUGGGGACAAAUGUUCAGCAGAGAAGGCGUCUGGAGAUAAACAUUCAGGUGUGCAGGGUGAAGAUGGUGGUGGAAGGUUAUUUACUAUGGUUGAAACACUAGGGGCGAAAAUGGAUAAUAUUCAUAUAUCGUUUUCUAGAGCAAUAGCGGAAGUUGUGUUCAAACUUCAAGGUAUGGAGAGUAGGAUGGGUAACUUUGAGAGUGACGUUCAACUUUUGAAGAAAGUUGUUAUCAACUCAACGGAUGGAGGAGCGCAUACGCAAGGAUCUCGUACAUUAAGAAAUGACGAACCAAAAAUAGAGGAGGUAUGAUCUGCGUACCGUAUUGAUGAAAUUGUUAUUAUAUAUUUAGUGUUCAGUAUGAAGUCUUUGUAUUUAUCUAUUCGAGGAAACAAUAAUAAUUUCAGUAUUGUGAAGUUGUAUAAUUUUGUAAUUAUUUUGAUAUAUGAUUUUUUUCGUUGACACAAUUUAACUAUUUGUAUACUUUGUCUCUAGUUUAACAGCGUCAUAUUAUAUUUCAAAUGUCUUGUAUAUAA
Messenger RNA from Camelina sativa (false flax), 2329 nucleotides. NCBI's taxonomy places the organism in Eukaryota, Viridiplantae, Streptophyta, Magnoliopsida, Brassicales, Brassicaceae. The record is from RefSeq and is a predicted model, not a curated record.